GGCAGCCGCCAGGGGUCACGUGGUUGGAGAGUCUGGCCCUUUAAGGAGUGCCGGUCCGGGCUCUCCCGGUCAUGGGAGGAGUCAAAUGUCGAGCAGACGUGGCAACACAUGACGUAAUCAAAGAGGGUCGUUGGUUUGUUCUGGGAAGCGCAAAGCUACUUCUGCUAGCAGUUGUCGGUUUUGAGUGUAGGUGUUCGGCAGAGAAGAUGAUGGAAGAGAGCGGCAUAGAGACGACGCCUCCUGCAAGCCCUGUGCCUCCUCUGACGGUCAGCGCCCCGCCAAUGACCAUCGGACUGUCCGGCACUCCGUCCCUGCCUGGCACCUGCUCCGUCGGCUCGGCCUCCGUCUCCACCAGUCUCACCCCUUUCAGCAGCCCCCUUCCCACACACCCCUCGCUGUCUUCCACCCUCCCCCCUGCCUCUACCCUCGCCUCCCCUUUCACGAGCAGCUCCCCCUUCCCUCCCUCCAGCUCCCCCUUCCCUCCCUCUAACUCCCACUCUUUAGCACACCCGGCCACCUCCAUUGGACCCCCUCCUUUUUCGGCCCCUUCCCCCGGCCCGCCCGGGUCCACCUUCCCCUUCCUUCCUUCCACCUCCCCCUUCCCUCCCUCCAACUCCCCCUUCCCUCCUCCCACCUCCCACUCUUUGCCACACCUGGCCGCCUCCAUUGGACCGCCUCCUCUGUCGGCCCCUCCCCCCGGCCCGCCCGCGUCCACCUUCUCCAUGAGUGCAGGUUAUGACAUCACGCGGGGUCAUGCCGGCCGAACGCCACAGACUCCAUUGAUGCCGACCUUCUCCGGUCCGACCGCCGUGCCGGGUAUCGUGCCGGACCCCCUGGUGCAGCAGCCAGCCAUGACAGGAGGAUUAUCUAAUACAGGGUCUCCCAUCACUUUCCCGAUGGAGCAGGAAGACCCCCGGGGGCCCGAACACACCAACCCGGGUGGAGGCAUCUGGGGCUUUUUUAAGGGAGUAGCAGGUAACACUGUGGUGAAGACGGUCCUGGACAGAACCAAGCACUCCGUGGAGUCCAUGAUCACCACUCUGGAUCCGGGCAUGGCUCCGUAUAUCAAGUCCGGCGGGGACAUCGACAUAGUGGUGACUUCGGACAAGGAGGCGAAUGUGGAGGCAGUCAGAGACGCCUUCCAGGAGGUUUUUGGGAUGGCCUUGGUCACCGGAGAGCCCGGUCAGUCCAACAUCGCCCCACAGCCUGUGGGCUACGCCGCCGGCGUCAAGGGGGCUCAGGAGCGCAUCGACAGCCUGCGCCGAGCCGGUGUGAUCCAUGAGAAGCAGCCGGUGGUCUCUUUGGAGAACUUCAUCGCCGAGCUCUUUCCUGACAAGUGGUUUGACAUUGGCUGUCUGAUCCUGGAGGACCCUGGUCACAGCCUUCGCCUGGAGGUCUUCACUCAGGCAACUCCUGUGGCUCUGGAUCACGUCCAGCAGGCUCAGUCCCUGACGCCCGCUGACUACAGCCUGCGCUGGUCGGGCCUCAUCGUCACGGUGGGCGAGGUCCUGGAGCGCAGCGUGCCCAACGUCAACAGGGCGGACUGGCACCAGGCCGUGACGGGCGUGGCCCAGCGGCACACCAUCCAGGGCGCGGCCAAAGCCCUGGCCGGCCUCUACAAACGGAAGCUGCCGCCCAGGACUGUGUGAGGCCGAGCGGCUCCAGUGUCGCGCGCGUACUGGGAGGAAUGGGGCGGCAGGGUUCCUCCACCUGUCCUGCUGUGGCGAAGCCAAAUGCACAUUUCAUUGGAAGUUAAAGUUUCUGCUCACAUCCCAACGUGUCCGCCUUCGAUAUUAAGCUUCCAUGAAACAAACUAAUCAUCUCGUUACUCUCCUUAUUAUUUACAAUAUUGUGUAUAUUAAUUUCCACAACCGUAACCUUUGUCUAGAGGGGGAAUGAUACUCUGUUGGCCGUGGUACUCGAACGCGUUACCUGCUCACCGUUUCUCCUCGUUCAACCACUUGAAUCAUUUUCUCCACAGAACAAGUCUUGUGUGCUGAACAAUGAAGCCUCAGCACGCCGUCUCAAAGCUGCGCUCUUUCUACUGAUAGAAGUCUUUGAGAAAAUGACUCUCCUGAUUUUAUUCCCUCAGUAAACAUGAGUUCAUGGUCUCAGCCUCUAGUCUUCUUCAAUACAAGCGGAUGUUCAUUUAGUAAAUGACAUUUACAGUCAAACACGGACAACGUUGGGAGCGAGUUCAUCAGAGUGCUUGUCAUUUUUUUGGGACGGGGCUUAAAGAGAUGGGCACUAAAACGCAGGGUGAUGACAGGUACCUUUAGAGAGACGGUAUUAAAGCCACUAAACACUUUUUACCAGCCCAAAAUACAAAAAGGAAUCUGAAAAUAAGCAUAAUAUGUUGCUUUUACAGUUGGUCCUAAUUGUAAUUCUAAUUAUGUUACUGUUUUUAUUUCUUUUUGUAAAUAACUUUUUAUUUGACGGUUUUCAGCAGUUGGCUCCUUAACCAGCCGGAGGACCCGGAGGCCAAAACUAGCCGCUGGGCCUUUGUUAACUCUGUAUUCUACGCUUAUUGCCGAUGCCACAGGUAGAACAUAGUUUUCUCUGUGGUCAUUUGAUUUACAAACUGUAAAAUAAUAGAGGUACUUUCAUUCCGUUCAGAUUUUCGGGGCCCUGGAGUCUAAGCUCCUAAAAGCAUGGACUCUAUAUACUAUAAGUUUGAUCCGGCCCAAAUGGUUUCCUCUGCCGGAGGAUGGAAGUAGUCUCUCCUGCACGCUGCUCUUUCUUUAUAUAUUCAGUUUAGUCAUUUCCCCUACUGUCCAUCCACUAAACCCGUUCAGGAUCAGUACAUCCUGUGCAACUGGGACUACAAAGGUCCGACGGCUAUAUGACAUCACGUUUUACGUAGAAUCGAUUCAGUUUUUAAGCAUUCAUGGGUUCUGGCUUAUUUUAUUUCAAAUAUUUGCUGUUGUGUGCAUCCCCUCGUUGGGUUGUGUUACCCAUGAGUACUUGCAGCAGGAUGAUAACUGACCUGUGAUUGGAUUCAUUUAUUCUCUGCUCCUCUGGCAGUUAGAACUCCAUCAGUACCAGAGGUCCUUCACACAGAAGCCUAAACACCGUAAUUGUUCUUCUCUGUAUGUGGCUUCUCCUAAAUGUGCCUUUUUACACAAAUAAAUAAGUUUUAAAUCCUG
Gasterosteus aculeatus aculeatus (three-spined stickleback) is the source of this 3146-nucleotide messenger RNA. RefSeq names its product proline-rich coiled-coil 1 (gene prrc1). Gene Ontology annotation, cellular component: cytoplasm. Gene Ontology annotation, biological process: activation of protein kinase A activity. Lineage: Eukaryota; Metazoa; Chordata; Actinopteri; Perciformes; Gasterosteidae. The record is from RefSeq and is a predicted model, not a curated record. Gene Ontology annotation, molecular function: protein kinase A regulatory subunit binding.